GAGGAGGAGGAAGAGGAGGCGGAGGAGGAGAAUGGCAUCGGAACCAGAGCCCAAACUGACUCAGUCAACUACGUGCAGUUUCAUAGUUUACCACAGAGCCUGGUCCCUUCAGAAAUCACUCACUGCCUGUUUGAGCUUGAGAAAGAAUGGAGAGGAGUGGAAAGAGAGAGGGAGAGUGUGAUGUGGAAAAUGGAAAUGAUACACCGCAGUGUGCAGACAGUACAGGACAUUCUAAGGACGCUGUUGACGCACCUGGUUGAGGCUCAACAUUUUAAUGCAAACAACACCAAGACCUCCCAACAUGCUCACCUCACAUCACCUACUCCAAACAUCCAUGUCACUUUCUCAUCUGCUCAAACUCAUUCAGUCCCUCAACCGUACAUCUCUGGCUACACCACUAUGACUGAAACCCAUGCCCACAACCCCCAACCUCACCCACACUGGCAAGCAGCCCACACUGUGGCCCGGAGGCCCUCUGAGACGUGCCUCACCCACCCUGCUCACCCCCUCCCCAGCCCCUGCUGCUCAGGCAUGUUUGAGCCACCCAGCUGUGCUCAGCGCAGGAAGGAGAAGAUGGAAACCUUCCACAUAUUGACAGAACUCAGGGAGAGUGUGGGGAAGGUGCGUUUGGCUCAGGAGCAGGACAGUAAAGAGAUUCUGGCUCUGCUCCAUGGAUUCCAACAGCAGAUUGAGUCUUUGCUUGCACGGCAGCAGAGUGCUACCCAACUCGACCACCAGCGGCAACAAACCAGCAAAAUCAACAAGCUUGCUCUGUGUAAGCGAUGCCAGGCUGAGAUAACAGAGUUCAAAGGGCAAGAUGUGGAAGAACAGCAGGAUUGAUAUCUCCUGAAAUAAACUUAUACUGCAGCUUCACUCAUCUCUCUCUCUCUCUCUGUAAAACACUACCAACCAAUAUAUCUUGCAAUAGUUUGCAUUUUGCUACAUUUUAACCGCAGAGGUAAGUUAACCAGUGCCUAACCCAGUGAAAACAGGGAGGUUUUUAAACUUAGAGUAUAAUCUGACCUGAACAGCAGACAGACUGAGCAUAAUGGCCUUCUGAAAAAAAAAAAAUGAACCUGAAACUUUUUUUCAUGUAAUGCAUAUAUCAGGUAGCAACUCCCAUUAUAUCAUCCUGUGUUAAUAUUACACUACUCCACCUCCCCAUGUAAACAUAAUCCUGUCUA
Molecule: messenger RNA, 1184 nt
Organism: Colossoma macropomum (tambaqui)
Lineage: Eukaryota; Metazoa; Chordata; Actinopteri; Characiformes; Serrasalmidae
Exons: 6
Coding region: 181-840 (219 amino acids)
Source: RefSeq, a predicted model, not a curated record